AUCCAAAAAGUGAGAAAAUGAAAACUUAUAUGGAUUUGGUUGAUUUUUUAAGGCCAAAGUUUGUGUUGAUGGAGAAUGUUGUUGAUCUUUUAAAAUUUCCAAGUGGGUUUCUUGGGAGAUAUGCUUUAAGCCGGCUUGUAGGGAUGAAUUAUCAGGCACGGAUGGGUAUGCUUGUAGGUGGAGCAUAUGGCCUCUCACAAUUUCACAUGCGUGUCUUUUUGUGGGGUGCCCUUCAAGGAGAGAAGCUGCCACAAUUUCCUUUGCCAGCCCACAAAGUUGAUAGUAGAGGCGUCAUUUCCAAAGAGUUUGAGUGCAACGAUGUUGAUUAUGAAAACCAUGAUGUCAACCUAAAGGACGCACUCUUUCUUGAAGAUGCCAUUUCCGAUCUUUCUAAAGUUGAGAAUACUGAGGUUAGAGAAGAGAUGCAUUAUGUUGAUGAUCCAAAAACUCAUUUUCAGCGGUUUAUAAGACUUGGGCGAGAUGGUGUGCUUGGACAAGUUUUGUACGAUCAGCGGUUUACAGAGAUUUACCUGGUGUUCGCGUGGUUGGCAAUAAGGGCUGAGCCUCACAAUCAGGCCAUUUGGUACCCUGUCCAAGACCAAGUUCUCACAAUCACAGAAAACGCGCGGUUACAGGGAUUUCCUGAUUACUACAAGCUUUGUGGCUCGAUCAAAGACAAGUACACACAAGUGGGAAAUGCAGUUGCUGUUCUAGUUGUCAAAGCUUUAGGUUACUCAUUAGCUCUCUCAUUCAAAGGCUUUUCUGAAGCAUCUGCCAUGUUCACAUUGCCCGAAGGAUAUGGCGCGAUUCAAGAGCUACCAUCAUAUGUUGACUUUGCUUUGGUUGCGGUGCGGUCGUUUGACUACGAGUGUUGCUUGCACAUGGGUAGUGCUCGGGUUAGUGGGAUAGUUCCUUUGGAAGUGGCCAGCCUGCCCACAACCUAGACACAAUUCCUGAUCGUACCAACACUCGCCUGGAUUUGUCCUUCCGCAGGUAGCACAUAGCGGAAAACUAGAAGUCUUCGACUUACCACUAGACGCCACAGACUGGGCUGGCGCUGACUGAAUCAGGAUGGUCUUACCUUUCUUUGGAUGAGAGGUUCUACCGGUCUCACCUAAUGGCUUAUUCG
Molecule: messenger RNA, 1129 nt
Organism: Cuscuta campestris
Lineage: Eukaryota; Viridiplantae; Streptophyta; Magnoliopsida; Solanales; Convolvulaceae
Source: the annotation of a GenBank genome assembly